UAGCGGCUAAAAUAUGUUAAGGAAAAUUUCAAUUAAAUGAUACAUAUCUUUCCUUAAGGAAAGGUAAAUUAAUGUGUUCUUACUCUGCACUGUACUAUAAAGUAUGGAAGGGAAUGAAAUGAACGUUUUUGUUCAAACCCAUUCGGGUGAAAGCGAAAAAGACGAAAAUUCGAUUAGUGACAGUAUAACGCGUCAUAGUAAAAGUGGUUUUGGACAUUUUGUUGAAGAAUCUACCCUUAGAAAUAUUUCACUGGAUGAACUUGAAGAAUUAAGUGAUGCUGGUUGUUUGUCUGGUGUCGAUGGAAAUAUCAGAAGAACGCCUAGUUCUGUUAGUAGUGAACAAGCUGUCAGACUAGCUGUUAUUCUGGAAUGGCAUAAUAGUUAUUGUAAUAAACCAGAAGGAAUAUUAAGGCUUGCUCUUUGGAUUUGUUCUACAAUAAGCUUAGGUUGCUUGACAAGUGCUGGAUCAACUGACAUUGAUGUGCUGGACAUGCCAUUUUCAUCAUCUGUACGUGCUCAUAUUUUUGUAACUGUUUUUGCCAUUCUUGUUGCUGUUGGAUUUUUUCUGCUUGGAAUAACGACCCUUGUUGAAAGUUUUCCUAUAUAUUGGAAUAUUAUCGAUGCAGCUCUGCAUGGAAGUUUGUGCAUGCUUUAUAUAUUUUCUUCAACAAUGCUUCUUCAUGCUGAGCAUCACUUUCAUACCUCUGACUCUCCUAUAACACAAUGGACUAAAGUGCAGAUGUCUAUAUCAGCUGUAUUUGGUUUCCUUUGUAUGUUGAUAUGUGUGUUUAUUACUAUAAUUCGUGCUUGUGCCAGCAAAUCUCCUGCAGUUCCCGAAGAUAUUGUGUUGACUGCCUUGAGAUCUAGCUAACCUGAAGCAUUAUCAGAUUUUUUGAAAAAUACUGGAAUUUAUUACCAAAUUUCAUUUGGUAACUAGCUUCAAUAUCAUCAUUGUUAUUGUGAAAAAGCUUAUUUAUAAUUAUCAUGGAAUCAUCACUAUAAAAGUGAUUUUUUUUUUCACUUGUUGCUUGUGAACUUUAUCAUGUGUUAUUUGCUUAGAACAUUUACAUCAUAUUGCAGGUUUAAUGUCUUGUAAAAUCUUUGUUGUGUAAAUUAAUUUUUAUUUAUUAGGUGAUGAAACCAAUUAAGAGCUACAUAAGGAUGAACAAAAUGUGCGUUUUUAAAAUAUUUCUGGAUUUUUAGAAUUAAUAUGAUCAUUACUUGUGUGCGAGUUGAAUAGGAGAUUGAGUGUUUUUUGCUAUUCAACUCGCACUCAGUGAGUGAUUGGUUUUUGUAAUACACCUGAAUCAUUUAUGUUUCAAUGGUAACACUUUGUUGUGACAUGUUUACCCUUUUGUAUCAUGGUAUUAAAGUCUAGUAAACUAUUGUAUUUGGAACGAAGUGGCAAACUUCUCUAAUGUGGAACACAGAAAUGUGAUGAUUUUGGAUUUUGUGUUUAAAGCUGAUGUCAUGAAAUGUAAUUCAAAUAUUUGUUUAUUUUGCAGCACGAUAAGAUAUACAGUCAAAAGUCGUUAAUUCGGACACCCAUAAUCCGGACCUCAAAGCUACAAACUUUCUGCGCAUGCGUCGAGU
Stegodyphus dumicola is the source of this 1593-nucleotide messenger RNA. RefSeq lists its product as uncharacterized. Lineage: Eukaryota; Metazoa; Arthropoda; Arachnida; Araneae; Eresidae. Gene Ontology annotation, cellular component: membrane. The record is from RefSeq and is a predicted model, not a curated record.